Messenger RNA from Mytilus californianus (California mussel), 3781 nucleotides. RefSeq names its product arylsulfatase J-like. Bases 4 to 1515 code for a protein of 503 amino acids. The record is from RefSeq and is a predicted model, not a curated record. The transcript is spliced from 8 exons. NCBI's taxonomy places the organism in Eukaryota, Metazoa, Mollusca, Bivalvia, Mytilida, Mytilidae.
CACAUGAUUUUCAACAUGUUGCCAACCAAUGUCAGGACGCUAAUUCAAAUGCUAGCUGUUUUCUUUGGGAUUUCGCUUUGUCAAGCAGUAGACAAAGUUGAUUCACGCCCAAAUAUCAUUUUCGUCUUGGCUGACGACUAUGGCUUCAACGAUGUUGGUUAUCAUGGGUCAGAAAUCAAAACACCAAAUCUUGAUAAACUGGCCAGUGAGGGUGUAAAGUUAGAAAAUUAUUACGUGCAACCAAUAUGUACACCCACCAGAUCCCAGCUUCUGUCUGGAAGGUAUCAGAUUCAUACUGGAUUGCAGCAUGGAAUUAUAUGGCCACUACAACCAAACGGUUUACCUUUAGACAGUCCAACCAUAGCUGAUAAAAUGAAACAAGCUGGUUACUCUACUCAUGCAGUUGGAAAAUGGCAUGUUGGAUUUUAUAAGAAGGAAUAUUUGCCUACAAGCAGAGGGUUUGACUCAUAUUAUGGCUAUCUUACUGGUUCAGAAGAAUAUUUUAAGCACUCAAGAUGUUAUGGCGGAUAUUGUGGAAUGGAUCUCCGUGAUAACACAAAACCUGCAAGUGCCGAUGGGAAAUACUCAACACACUUAUUCAGUGAGAAAGUCACAGAUAUAGUGAACAAUCAUAAUUCUGAUCAGCCAUUGUUUAUUUACCUUCCAUUCCAAGCAGUACAUUCUCCAUUACAAGUACCAGAUGAGUAUGUCAUUCCCUACAAUAAUAUUAAGGACAGGAACAGGAGAUUAUAUGCAGGUAUGGUAUCAGCAAUGGAUGAAGCUAUUGGUAAUAUAACUCAGACAUUUAUACAGAAAGGAAUAUGGAACAACACACUACUUGUAUUUUCUACUGACAAUGGUGGACAAAUCCUUUCUGGAGGAAAUAAUUGGCCAUUGAGGGGAUGGAAAGCCUCAUUAUGGGAAGGUGGAAUGAGAGGAGUUGGAUUUGUUCAUGGUAAUAUGCUUAAAAACAAAGGGACCAGUUCUAAAGAAUUGAUGCAUGUUACAGACUGGUACCCUACACUGAUUGGUCUUGCUGGGGGAGAUCUAAAUGGAACAAAACCUCUGGAUGGCUAUGAUCAGUGGAAAACUAUCAGUGAAGGCAUUGAAAGUCCUAGAAAGGUUCUUCUCCAUAACAUAGACCCAUUAUUUCAUAGAGUUGGUGAACCAGCAUACAAUGGCACAUUUGAUAGUAGAGUAAGAGCUGCCAUAAGAUACAAAGAUUGGAAAUUAAUUACAGGGAAUCCAGGAAAUGGUAGUUGGAUACCCGAACCAACCUCACAUCUAUCUGCUAUAUACCAGUAUGAAAGUGAGAGGAAAAAUCUCUGGCUGUUUAAUAUCGCUGAAGACCCAAAUGAACAUAUCGAUUUAUCCAAUAAAUAUCCAGAUAUUGUUAAGACAAUGUUAGACAUGUUACAAAGUUUUAACAAUACUGCUGUCCCAUGCCGAUAUCCUAAGGAAGAUAGAAGAGGCAAUCCUGACCUUCUUGAUGGCUACUGGGGACCGUGGAUGUAAUAUCAUAGCUUAAAUGUUUUGUGUUAAAAAUCCAGGACUUGUGCAAUAUGUUUCAUUCACUCGAAACAGUUUUUAUUGACUGUUAAGGUGUUUGCUAUUCUAAAUUACAUAAACCUUAUAUUUACAUUUAAUAGGAUAAAUAGAUUUGGUGUGCUUAUUCUAUGACAGAGUAAAGAAAUUGUUGUAGUUAUUUUAUCAUCUGUUUGCUUCAUCGAGGUGAUGGUAAAAUGUUUGAACAUUUUUUUCCUAUCUUUUGAAUGAAUCUCACUUAUAUAUGUCAAUACAUUCCUUAUAUUUACUCUAUGCAUUUUUAGCUCACCUGACCUGAAAGGUCAAGUGAGCUUUUCUCAUCACUUUGCGUCCGUCGUCCGUCGUCCUGCGUCCGUCGUCCUGCGUCCGUCGUCCGUCGUCCGUCGUCCGCAAACUUUUACAAAAAUCUUCUCCUCUGAAACUACUGGGCCAAAUGCACCCAAACUUAAACACAAUCAUCAUUCAAGUAUCUAGUUUAAAAAAUGUGUCCGAUGACCCCGCCAACCUACCAAGAUGGUUGCCAUUGCUAAAAAUAGAACAUAGGGGUAAAAUGCAGUUUUUGGCUUAUAACUCAAAAACCAAAGCAUUAAGAGCAAAUCUGACAUGGGGUAAAAUUGUUCAUCAGGUCAAGAUCUAUCUGCCCUGAAAUUUUCAGAUGAAUCGGACAACCCGUUAUUGGGUUGCUGCCCCUGAAUUGGUAAUUUUAAGGAAAUUUUGCUGUUUUUGGUUAUUAUCUUGAAUAUUAUUAUAGAUAGAGAUAAACUGUAAACAGCAAUAAUGUUCAGCAAAGUAAGAUUUACAAAUAAGUCAUUAUAACCGAAAUUGUCAGUUGACCCCUUUAGGAGUAAUUGCCCUUUAUAGUCAAUUUUUAACCAUUUUUCGUAAAUCUUAGUAAUCUUUUACAAAAAUCUUCUCCUCUGAAACAACUGGGCCAAAUUAAAUUAAACUUGGCCACAAUCAUCAUUGGGGUAUCUAGUUUAAAAAAUGUGUGGCGUGACCCGGCCAACCAACCAAGAUGGCCGCCACAGCUAAAAAUAAAACAUAGGGGUAAAAUGCAGUUUUUGGCUUAUAACUCAAAAACCAAAGCAUUUAGAGCAAAUCUGACAUGAAUUAAAAUUGUUUAUCAGGUCAAGAUCUAUCUGCCCUGAAAUUUUCAGAUGAAUCGAACAACCUGUUGUUGGGUUGCUGCCCCUGAAUUGGUAAUUUUAAGGAAAUUUUGCUGUUUUUGGUUAUUAUCUUGAAUAUUAUUAUAGAUAGAGAUAAACUGUAAACAGCAAUAAUGUUCAGCAAAGUAAGAUUAACAAAUAAGUCAACAUGACUGAAAUGGUCAGUUGACCCCUUUAGGAGUUAUUGCCCUUUAUAGUCAAUUUUUAACAAUUUUUCGUAAAUCUUAGUAAUCUUUUACAAAAAUCUUCUCCUCUGAAACUACGUUGCCAAAUUAAACCAAACUUGGCCACAAUCAUCAUUUGGUUAUCUAGUUUUAAAAAUGUGUGGCGUGACCUGGUCAACCAACCAAGAUGGCCGCCACGGCUAAAAAUAGAACAUGGGGGUAAAAUUCAGUUUUUGGCUUUUAACUCAAAAACCAAAGCAUUUAAAGCAAAUCUGACAUGAAGUAAAAUUGUUUAUCAGGUCAAGAUCUAUCUGCCCUGAAAUUUUCAGAUGAAUCGGACAACCCGUUGUUGGGUUGCUGCCCCUGAAUUGGUAAUUUUAAGGUAAUUUUGCUGUUUUUGGUUAUUAUCUUGAAUAUUAUUAUAGAUAGAGAUAAACUGUAAAAAACAAUAAAUGUCGGCAAAGUAAGAUCUACAAAUAAGUCAACAUGACCGAAAUUGUCAGUUGACCACUUUAGGAGUUAUUGCCCUUUAUAGUCAAUUUUUAACCAUUUUUUCGUAAAUCUUAGUAAUCUUUUACAAAAAUCUUCUCCUCUGAAACUACUGGGCCAAGUUAAUUAUAGAUCGAGAUAAUUGUAAGCAGGAAAAAUGUUCAGUAAAUUAAGAUGUACAAACACAUCACCAUCACCAAAACACAAUUUUGUCAUGAAUCCAUCUGCGUCCUUUGUUUAAUAUUCACAUAGACCAAGGUGAGCGACACAGGCUCUUUAGAGCCUCUAGUUUAAAGACAUCAGAUGGAUUUGAUAAUAUUUUUUAAAAUUUUUUUAUCAGAAUUUUUUUUAUGUUACUUUACAAUUUUCUAUAUCAUAUGUUACUCAAGUAUGGAUUAAAUAAAUAUAUACACAUUU